GCGCCUUCCUAUAUUGCGAAACGGCAUUGGUCGGCACUAUGGCAAAACACGUAAACACGUUCUUUGCAUAAUGACGAUCCUGUUGCUACUACGUAUGAGUUGAGGACAGCCGGUGUCGUUUGCUUAUAAAAGGGUGAAGCAGCGGAAAGACAGGUGUAUUCAGCGGACAGGGAACGUCACGCGAUGAAGGACGAGUUCAAGUAUUUGACCGGAUUCGGUAACGAAUUUUCCAGCGAGGAUGCACGUUGUCCCGGUGCAUUACCCAUCCAUCAGAACAACCCUCAAAAAUGCCCUUACGGUCUGUACGCGGAGCAACUGUCGGGUACGUCGUUCACUGCACCUCGCUCUCGGAACAGACGUUCGUGGCUAUAUCGAAUCAGACCGUCGGUCGUCCAUAAUCCUUUCGUACCGAUCAAGCGCGUUUCUCGUCUCGACUAUAAAUGGGAUGCCGUAGCUCCGACGCCGAAUCAGCUACGAUGGAAACCGUUUGACGUGCCGACCAGACAGGCCAUGGAGGUGGACUUUGUCGACGGUUUGCACACGAUAUGCGGCGCGGGUGAUUUUCGAGCACGUCAGGGUGUCGCGAUCCACGUGUACCUUUGUAAUGCCUCCAUGAAGAACAAGGCUUUUUACAAUGCCGAUGGAGAUUUCCUCAUUGUGCCUCAGCUUGGAGCGUUGGUGAUAACCACGGAGUUUGGUCAAAUUCGUUGCGAACCGAAUGAGAUAUGCGUAAUCCAGCAAGGCAUGCGAUUCAACGUUACGGUUUUUGGCCCGUCUCGGGGAUAUAUCCUAGAAGUGUACGACGACCAUUUUCAACUUCCCGAAUUGGGGCCAAUAGGAGCGAAUGGGCUAGCAAAUCCACGGGAUUUUCAAACACCGGUCGCGUGUUACGAGAAUCGUGAAAUCGAUUACGAGAUCGUGUGCAAGUACCACGGUAAGCUGUUCGUCGCCGAACAAGAACACAGUCCGUUCGACGUGGUUGCUUGGCAUGGAAAUUACGUUCCGUUUAAAUACGACCUCGACAAAUUUAUGGUCGUUAAUACGGUUUCCUUCGAUCACUGCGACCCCUCGAUCUUCACCGUUUUGACGUGUCCUUCGGGAAAGAUUGGCACAGCGGCGGCAGAUUUUGUAAUAUUUCCACCUCGUUGGUCUGUGCAGGAGCACACUUUUCGGCCUCCUUAUUAUCAUCGAAAUUGUAUGAGCGAAUUCAUGGGUUUGAUAAAGGGACAGUAUGAAGCUAAAGAGGAAAGCUUCCAACCAGGCGGAGCGUCGUUGCAUUCUGUUAUGACGCCACAUGGACCGGAUGCGCGUUGUUUCGAAACUGCUUCAAACAACGUGCUAAAACCUGAACGCACCGCCGAUGGAACUCAGGCUUUCAUGUUCGAGACGUCUUAUAAUUUGACGAUAACCGAAUGGGCUGCGAACCUUUCGAAUAAAUUGGACAGCGAUUAUUACAAAUGUUGGCAAUCCCUUAAGAAGCACUUUGUUAUAGAUGCAAACCUUUCGUAAAACAUUUAUUUUCCUAUUUUUCACAUUCUUCCCCCCACCCCUCCUGUUUCGCGUUUACACGCU
Molecule: messenger RNA, 1572 nt
Organism: Eufriesea mexicana
Lineage: Eukaryota; Metazoa; Arthropoda; Insecta; Hymenoptera; Apidae
Gene: hgo
Product: homogentisate 1,2-dioxygenase
Exons: 8
Coding region: 184-1509 (441 amino acids)
Biological process (GO): L-phenylalanine catabolic process
Cellular component (GO): cytoplasm
Molecular function (GO): homogentisate 1,2-dioxygenase activity
Source: RefSeq, a predicted model, not a curated record